Molecule: messenger RNA, 981 nt
Organism: Lolium rigidum
Lineage: Eukaryota; Viridiplantae; Streptophyta; Magnoliopsida; Poales; Poaceae
Product: tuliposide A-converting enzyme 1, chloroplastic-like
Exons: 1
Molecular function (GO): hydrolase activity
Source: RefSeq, a predicted model, not a curated record
CCCCGCACCCGCGCGCGCGCUGCCAUGGAUCCCGACUCCGAGAUCAGCUUCGACUUCCAGCCCUUCCUCUGCCAGUACAAGAGCGGCCGCGUCUUCCGCUACCGCAGCAAUGCCACCGUCCCCGCCGGCGCCGACCCCGUCACAGGCGUCGUCUCCAAGGACAUCCACGUCGGCGCCGCCCGAGCGCGCGUCUACCUCCCGCCCGACGUGGCCGCGUCCGAUGCCAAGCUCCCCGUCAUCCUCUACUUCCACGGCGGCGGCUUCGUCGUCGGCUCACCCGCCGGCACCGCCAACCACGCGUACCUCAACGACCUCGUCGCCCGCGCCGGCGCCAUCGGCGUCUCCGUCUACUACCGCCUCGCGCCGGAGCACAUGCUCCCCGCGGCGUACGAGGACGGCUGGGCGGCCGUGCGGUGGGCCGCCACGCGCGGGGACGGCGCGGACCCGUGGCUGCUCGAUCACGCCGACCUUUCCCGCGUGUUCCUCGCCGGCUGCAGCGCCGGCGCCAACCUCGCGCACAACAUGGCCAUCCGCGCCUCCGCGGCCGGCGCGCUGCCGAAGGGAGUCACCAUCCGCGGCCUCCUGGCCGUGCACCCGUACUUCACCGGGAAGGAGGCCGUGGGCGCGGAGGUGGACUUCCCCGCGGACGUGAGGGAGCACAUGGACCGCACCUGGAGGUUCGUGUUCCCGGGAUCGCUGGGGCUGGACGAUCCACUCGUGAACCCGUUCGUCAACGACGAGGCGCGCGCCGCCGUCGCCAAGAUCUCGUGCGAGCGCGUGCUGGUGUGCGUGGCCGAGGCCGACGUCCUGCUCAAGGAGCGCGGCCUGUGGUACUACCGGGAGCUCAAGGCGAGCGGCUACGCCGGCGACCUGGACCUGUUGGAGUCCAAGGGCGUCGGCCACGGGUUUCACAUGGAUAUGCUCCACUCCGAGGAGGGCGUCAAGCUGCAGAAGCGCACCGUUGAAUUCAUCAGGAAAUGA